CAGCGGCUCCAGCCCCUUCACCUCCCUCUCGGAUGGCUCCGCAGCCGCGGGCUCGAUAAACCCUGGGCACCGUUUGCAGGGAUGCCGGUGAAGCCAGAGGGCUGCCACCCCACCUCUGCCCAGCGCAGGAGCAGAGCCUGACGAGAAGCUGGCAUGCCGCCCCUGCUCAGCUCCGCGAUGCCCAGCCCUGCCUGCCCUGCCCCUGGCCUUGCUUUCCAGCGGUGGUAGAGCCUCCUUGCCCGGGCUGCGUGUCGGAGAGAGGUGGCAGUGAGCAUGCUGCAGGGAGCCCACCUGCAGCAAGAGCCCGGAGCAGCUUUGCAGUGAGUCGCUCAAAGCCAGAGAGUUGUCCCUGCCUCGUCCCAGCGCGGAGCAGCAUCCGAGAGGGCGAACUGCUCUGCGCUCAGCGAGUGCCGAGGGGCCGGUCCGCGGGCUGUAGGAGGGGGCUGCCAUGGAAGAGAGUGUGUUCAGUGUGCAGCAGAUCCAGCCCAACGUCAUCUCGGUGAGGCUCUUCAAGCGCAAGGUGGGCGGCCUCGGCUUCCUGGUGAAGGAGCGUGUCAGCAAGCCGCCCGUCAUCAUCUCAGACCUGAUCCGGGGAGGGGCUGCGGAGCAGAGUGGCCUCAUCCAGGCUGGGGACAUCAUUUUGGCCGUCAAUGGCAGGCCCCUGGUGGACAUGAACUAUGAGACGGCGCUGGAGAUCCUGAGAAGCAUCGCCUCCGAGACUUACGUGGUCCUCAUCCUGCGGGGCCCCGAGGGCUUCACCACUCACCUGGAGACCACUUUCGCAGGCGACGGCAAGCCCAAAACCGUCCGUGUCACCAGGCCCCUCUGCCCGCCUCCUAAAGCGGUUGACUUGUCCAACCCCAGCCCGCAGGGCAAAGAGCAGCCCCUGCCGCCGGCCGAGCGCACCAUGGGCUCGCUGUGGACCAGAGAGCUCAGGAGGGAGGUGGAGCCCAUGGUCCACAUCAAUGGUGUUGUGACUGGCAGCAAAGGGCAGGACGCUGGGAAGGGGAAGGAGGGGGCCAGUGGUCACCCUUGCCUCAACGGUGGUGUGGAAGACAAUGAACUGCUCAAAGAAAUUGAGCCUGUCCUGGAUCUCCUGAAGAGCAGCAGUAAGGACAGCGAUGGAGAGGCACCCUCCAAGGUAGAGACAAGAGAUAUAGAAGUCCAGGUGGACUGUUUCAGGGAAGGGGAAAACAAGCCCCAGAAAGCUUUACCGGCUCAGAUGGAGAACGACCGCGUCCUGGGUGACCUGUGGGGGCAGAGCAACGUGCCCGUGGUCCUGAACAACCCCUACUCUGAGGCACAGCAGCCCCUGCCAUCGGGGAGGCAGUCCCCUCCUAGGGGCGCGGCGAACGGGAGCCCUUCCAAGUGCCCACGCUUCCUCAAGAUCAAGAACUGGGAGACAGGCUCCGUGCUUCAUGACACCCUGCACCUCAAGACAGCCAUGGCCACUGCAUGCACUGAGCAGAUCUGCAUGGGCUCAGUGAUGACCCCCAGCCAGCACGUCCGCAAGUCAGAAGAUACCAGGACUAAAGAAGAGCUUCUCCUCUUGGCUAAGGACUUCAUUGACCAGUACUACUCCUCCAUAAAGAGAUCUGGCUCCAAGGCCCACAUGGAGAGGCUGGAGGAGGUGACCAAGGAGAUUGAGGCCACUGACACCUACCAGCUGCGGGACACGGAGCUGAUCUACGGAGCCAAGCACGCCUGGAGGAACGCAGCUCGCUGCGUGGGCAGGAUCCAGUGGUCCAAGCUGCAGGUGUUUGAUGCCCGGGAUUGCACCACAGCCCAUGGGAUGUUCAACUACAUCUGCAACCACAUCAAGUAUGCCACCAACAAAGGCAACCUCAGAUCUGCCAUCACCAUCUUCCCGCAGCGCACGGACAGCAAACACGACUUCCGCAUCUGGAACGCGCAGCUCAUCCGCUACGCUGGCUACAAGCAGCCUGAUGGCACCAUCCUGGGGGACCCUGCCAACGUGGAGCUGACAGAGAUCUGCAUCCAGCAGGGCUGGAAGGCCCCCUAUGGGCGCUUCGACAUCCUGCCCCUGCUCCUGCAAGCCAACGGCAAUGAUCCGGAGCUCUUCGAGAUCCCGCCGGAGCUGGUGCUGGAAGUGCCCAUCCGGCACCCCAAGUUUGAAUGGUUUAAGGAGCUGGGUCUCAAGUGGUAUGGCUUGCCAGCAGUUUCCAACAUGCUCCUGGAGAUUGGUGGCUUGGAGUUUUCUGCCUGCCCCUUCAGUGGUUGGUACAUGGGCACAGAGAUUGGCGUCCGCGACUACUGCGACAACUCUCGCUACAACAUACUGGAGCAAGUGGCCAAGAAAAUGAACCUGGAUAUGAGGAAAACCUCCUCCCUCUGGAAGGACCAGGCCCUGGUGGAAAUCAACAUUGCUGUGCUCUACAGCUUCCAGAGUGACAAGGUGACCAUUGUGGACCACCACUCUGCCACCGAGUCCUUUAUCAAGCACAUGGAGAACGAGUACCGCUGCCGCGGAGGAUGUCCUGCCGACUGGGUGUGGAUUGUCCCGCCCAUGUCUGGCAGCAUCACCCCAGUUUUCCAUCAGGAAAUGCUCAACUACCGCCUCACACCCUCCUUUGAGUACCAGCCUGACCCCUGGAACACCCAUGUCUGGAAAGGGGUCAAUGGGACACCCACCAAGAAGAGGGCCAUUGGCUUUAAGAAGUUAGCAAAAGCUGUGAAGUUCUCAGCCAAGCUGAUGGGACAGGCCAUGGCCAAGAGGGUGAAAGCAACCAUCCUGUAUGCCACCGAGACGGGGAAGUCGCAGGUCUACGCAAAGACCCUGUGUGAGAUCUUCAAGCAUGCCUUUGAUGCCAAGGUGAUGUCCAUGGAUGAGUAUGACAUUGUGCACCUAGAGCAUGAAACCAUGGUGCUGGUGGUUACCAGCACCUUUGGCAACGGAGACCCACCUGAGAAUGGAGAGAAAUUUGGCUGUGCAUUAAUGGAGAUGAAGAAUCCUAACUCCAACCUGGAGGAGAAGAAGAGCUACAAGGUGCGCUUCAACAGCGUCUCCUCGUACUCGGACGCGCGGAAGUCCUCCAGCGACGGCCCCGACUCCCGCCACAACUUCGAAAGCACAGGGCCCCUGGCCAACGUCAGGUUCUCUGUGUUCGGGCUGGGCUCCCGCGCUUACCCUCACUUCUGCGCCUUCGCCCGCGCCGUGGACACCCUCCUGGAGGAGCUGGGGGGAGAGCGCAUCCUCCGCAUGGGAGAAGGAGAUGAGCUCUGCGGCCAAGAGGAGUCCUUCAGGACCUGGGCCAAGAAGGUCUUCAAGGCAGCCUGUGACGUGUUCUGCGUGGGGGACGACGUCAACAUCGAGAAAGCAAACAACUCCCUCAUCAGCAACGACCGCAGCUGGAAGAGGAGCAAGUUCCGCCUGACCUACGUGGCUGAGGCCCCCGAGCUCACACAAGGGCUCUACAGCAUCCACAAGAAACGUGUCUAUGCUGCUCGGCUCAUCUCACGCCAGAACCUGCAGAGCCCCAAGUCCAGCCGUUUGACCAUUUUCCUGCGCCUCAACACCGACGGGCACCAGGAGCUGCAGUACCUGCCCGGGGACCACCUGGGGGUGUUUCCAGGGAACCACGAAGACCUGGUCAAUGCCCUCAUCGACAGGCUUGAAGAUGCUCCCCCAGCUAACCAGCUGGUGAAAGUGGAGCUCCUGGAGGAGAGGAGCACAGCUCUAGGUGUCAUCAGCAACUGGACAGAUGAGAGCCGUGUCCCACCCUGCACCAUUUUCCAGGCUUUUAAGUACUACUUGGAUAUCACCACCCCUCCCACACCCCUGCUGCUGCAGCAGUUUGCUUUGCUGGCCACCAGUGACAAGGAGAAGAAACGCCUGCAGGUCCUUAGCAAGGGCUUGCAGGAGUACGAGGAAUGGAAGUGGUCCAAGAACCCCACCAUUGUGGAGGUGCUGGAGGAGUUCCCCUCGGUGCAGAUGCCCUGCACGCUGCUGCUCACACAGCUCCCCCUCCUCCAACCACGCUACUACUCCAUCAGCUCCUCCCCAGAGAUGUACCCAGGCGAGGUGCACCUCACCGUGGCAGUGGUCUCCUACCGCACACGAGAUGGAGAAGGCCCAAUCCACCAUGGAGUCUGCUCCUCUUGGCUCAAUCGGAUACAGACUGAUGAAGUCGUGCCCUGCUUUGUACGAGGUGCCCCAGGGUUCCACCUGCCCCAGGACCCCCAGGUGCCCUGCAUCCUCAUCGGCCCUGGCACCGGCAUCGCCCCGUUCCGGAGCUUCUGGCAGCAGCGGCUCUUUGAAAUCCAGCACAAAGGCCUGAAGCCUUGCCCCAUGGUGCUGGUGUUCGGCUGCCGGCAGUCCAGGAUCGACCACAUCUACAGAGAGGAGACUCUCUUUGCCAAAACCCAGGGGGUCUUCAGAGAGCUCUACACAGCCUACUCCCGGGAACCAGACAAACCAAAGAAAUACGUGCAGGACGUGCUGCAGGAGCAGCUGGCCCAAACCGUCUUCAAAGCGCUGAAGGAGCAGGGAGGCCACAUCUACGUCUGCGGGGAUGUGACCAUGGCUGGGGACGUCCUCAAGACCGUCCAGCGCAUCGUGAGGCAGCAGGGCCAGCUGUCUGUGGAGGAGGCAGGAGCCUUCAUCAGCAAGCUGCGGGAUGACAGCCGGUACCAUGAGGACAUCUUCGGCGUCACCCUGCGCACCUACGAGGUGACAAACCGCCUUAGGUCCGAGUCCAUCGCCUUCAUCGAGGAGAGCAAAAAAGACACGGAUGAGGUUUUCUGCUCCUAAGUGGACCCUCCUCCCCAAGGGGAUGCCAAACCAGUCCCAGCACCUGCUGCCCACUCCAGCCAGAGGGCACUGAGUUUUGUAUCUCACGGACACGGUGGCUCCUUUUCCACGGGGAACUGCCCUUGGAAAGCUCUGUCUCUCGUCCUGUUGUUGUGUCCUGAUGAUGAUGAUUUUGAUUUCCUUUUCUUCCUCUUCCUCUUGCUCUUGUCCUGUGGCCAUUUCUUUCCCCUCCCUGGGUUGCCCCACUGAAGUACGAUGGCUUUGUAACCUGCAGUGGCUCUAAACACAACUUCUCAUUUCUCCUCCUUCUCAUGAGGGUGUUUUGCAGCUGCAUGAAACCAUCCCCUUCAUGACCACCUGCCUUUCUGGUGUGCUGGGGGCAGCAGAGCUGGCAGGGCCAAUGGCUAAGUCUUGUUGCUUGAUCAGAGCUGGGGGUUGCUGCCCUCAGGCUCCUCCUCUCCUCAGCUCCAGGCUUGGCUGAAUCCUUGUAUUUUCCUGGCUUCCCAUUGUAGAGACCUGAGUGUGUGCCCACAGCUGGGAGGCAGAUGAUGGGCACUGCCCUUGUGCCUAUGAACUUUGUACAUCCCCAGGCAGCCUGGGCACAGAUGUGCCUGGUUUGUGCUGAAGGGUGGGAUGUCUCUCAUUCCUGGAUCAUGGAUUCUGUGCUCUUUGUCUCUUUCCCUGCUCCCCAUGAGUUGCUCAGUCCUCACUUCUGCUGGCAUGAAAGCCCUCCCACGGGGGAGCAAGCACAGGCUGAUGUGUGUGCCAGGGGAAACUCCUGGAUGGCAGUGACUGCUGCUUGGCCAGGCUGUCCUGCAGAAGGCUUCACCAGAGAGAUGUGACCUACAGCUGUGAUGCUGGUGAGACAGACUGAGGGACCAGCUGCAUCCUAGAGCUUUGCAUGCUGUGAACAUGUGAACCUUCUCCCAGGUGAGACUGGAAAGUCACAAGGCUGGGGGAGAAGUGGCUCCAAACCCUGCUGCAAGAAGCCUAUUUAGAAGGCAGCACUUGGAAGGUUAUGGAACCUCCUGGUCCGUGGUGAGGACGUGCAGACCAAGGACCCGUGAAAGCCCAGAAAGCAUCACCUCUGCCUUAGUGCAGCCUCAUGAGCAGCUCUGAGACAGCAGACCCCAGCCACUUCCACACCUUUGGGAGCAGAAAGUGCCAGUAGGGAGUGACCUGCCUGCCAAGAGAAACACGUGUGGCAUCUCAGUGGCAAGCCAGUCCCCUCCACCAGGCUCUGCAGCACCUGCCUGUGGCACAAGCUGUCUGCCAGGGUGUCUCAUGUGAGAAGGGAGGUGAGAUUGGCUGCAAAGAUGCUGUGUGAGCUGAGCUCUGACACGCUCACACCUCAGCCCUGCUGCAAAAGUCUGGCUCCAAAAGCAAUCUGUUAACCUGCUCACAGGAAGGUAUCAGUCCCUCAAGCAGAGAAAAGCUGGCUGCAAGGUAAAGCUUGUGUGACCUUGUGUCCUUCCUCCUCCCUUCCUCACCAUGGCAAAGGUUUGGCCUCCCUCACUGCCAGGAUGAGGGCAGCAGGGCACGGCUGCAGCUCUUGCUGGAGGAUACAGGGUUGACAUUUCGAGCUGGUAGCUGCUGAGCCUCUCCUCCUGCCCCUGCUCUGCUGAGCUGUGAACUGACACUUGCAUGGAGAGAAGCAUCUGCACUGCUGAAGGCAGAGUGUUUGUCCAGGAGCUCCAACUGUGGGCACACUUUCAGAGGACUAAGAUUGGCUGCCCUAAGCCAACAUCAGAACAAAAAGAGCCGCAGGAGGUUUGCUGCUCUCCCAGCCCCACGGUACAAGCAACAAACGCUGGCUCCCCUGGCCCCAGGCUGUGCAGUGAUCCCCACCCUCAGCCAGCACGUCCGACACUUCCCUGCUGCUCGGCUGGCCGCAUCUCCAUGUGCUGUGAACACCUCCUGGAGCUUAGAUUCCCUGGAUGUUCGAAACAGCUUCACCCCAGAAACCAGGAGAAAAAGGUUGCCAGGCACUGGGAGAAUUUGAGAUGCUGGUCUGAGUUCUCGGGAUGCCGGCAGAGCAUCCGAGUUCUCGGGAUGCCGGCAGAGCAUCUGGUGCGCUGCGGAACGCGAACGGCUGCUGCCACAGUGUGGCCGCAGCGGAGCUGGCUGGGCCGGCAGGGCGUCCAGAGCAGCCUUUGGAGACAGAUGUCACAGAAUCACAGCUCGGAAUCUGCCUCGGGAAGAACCUUAGAGAUCAUCUCGUUGCAACAGCUCAUCCAACCUGACCUGCAGUGCUUCCGGGGAUGGAUCAUCCACAAGGUCUCUGGGCAUUCUGGAAUUGCAUAGUGAAGAAUUUCUUCCUUCUCCCCAGUCUGAGUCUCCCUCUUCUAGUUCCAAACCAUCCCCCCUUGUCCUGGCACAACAGACUGCUCAAAACUCUGUCCCCAGCUCUCUGCUCAGCCUCUUCCAGUGCUGCAAGGCCACCAGAAGGUCUCCCUGGAGCCUUCUCCUCUCCAGGCUGCACAGCCCCAACUCUCCCAGCCUGGCCUCCCAGCACAGCCCUUCCAUCCCUGCCAGCACUGCUGUGGCCUCCUCUGGCCCUGCUCCAGCAGGUCCCUGUCUGUGCUGAGACUCCAGAGCUGCCCCAGCACUGCAGGGGAGGUCUCAGCAGAGCACAGCAGAGAGGCAGAAUCCCCUCCCUGCCCCUGCUGCCCACACUGCUGGGGAUUAGCCCAGGAUAGGGCUGGCUCUGGGCUGGCAGCACUCUGUGCCAACUCAUGUCCUGCUUUGCACCCCCAGCACCGUCAAGUCCUUCUCCACAGGGCUGCUCUCCAGCCUUCCAUCCCUCAGCCUCGUUUGUGCUUGGGAUUGCCCCAUUCCAUGUGCAGCCUUGUGGAACUGUGUCACUGCCUGGGCACUUUGUGACCUGGAGAUGAAAGCAGGCCAGGCACAGCCCACCCAUGGUCUGCCUCUGUGGCUUGUGCCCUAACCUUGGGACAGGUGGUGAGGUGGAGCUGCUGUGUCCCUUUGCUGCUGGGAUGUGUGGAUCUGGGCAGAGGUCUUGUCUGUGGGAGAGAACUCCCUGGCCCUAGAGCUGUGAAUGUGUAGCAAACUUGGCCCUGUGGCUGCAGAAAGAGAUGAAGGAAGAAAAUCAAACUCAUCUCUUCCUUUAGGAUAUGAUUCUGGCUCUAGUCCACCUUUCAGUAGAAUGAGUAAGCUGAAGUAGUGCCCCAAGAAAUCAUACAAUGGUCUGGAUUGGAAGGGACCUCAAAAGUCAUCCAGUCCAACCCCCUCAGCACUCAGCAAGGACAUCCUCAAUUAGCUGAGGAUGCCCUGAGCCCUGUUGAGCCUCACCUUGAAUAUCUCCAGGGACGAGGCCACAAUGAUCCCCCUGGGCAAGCUGCUCCAGUGUUCCACCAUCCUCAUGGUGCAGAACUUGUUCCUAACAUCCCAUCUAAAUCUACUCUUCUCUACUUUGAAGCCAUUGCCUCUUGUCCUGUCACUGCAGGCCUUAACUUUGCCCUCUUUCCAGCUCAGCCUGUGCUGCUGGCAACUUGCUUUCUUCUGUCCUGCCUGUAUCACUGCAGCAUCUCCCACCUGGCAGUCACACUGCUCCUCGAGUCUGUGGCCAAGGUGAACUGGCUUUCUUCUCCUGCACCCCAAACCUUCCACUUCCAGCUCUCCCUUCAACCUGAGCCAUGGUGGAGAAGGGACCGGGGCUUGUGCCUUGCCUUUGGUGGGAUCACCAAAGGGGUUCUGUGCCAGUCAGGUAGCCAAAACCCUCUCAAGUUCAACAGGCAUCAGUUGGGUGAGUCCUUCAGAGCCCUUCUGGAAGGGAAACACUGGUUUAAAGCCAGCCUCCCAGCCUGGCCCUGGAGAAGCAGCACCCUCCCUGCUGUGAAGUUCCAUCAAGCUACUAAGCCCCCCAGGGCUCUGAGCUGCCUCUCUGCUCCCUGUGCCCUCACAGGACCAUUUGCUCCUCACAAGCUGCCCAUUGGGAAUUUUGAUUCCUUUUUAUUUUCUCACCUUUGUUGAGUCACUUUCAGACGUCUUAAACUUCCCCUUCCUCCCCCUUCCCUGCAGGGGCUUCGCACUCCCCUCGAGCUUCAUUUUCUCCCACAGCAAAGGGGGAAAUAAACUUAUGGAUCUGCUUUAGCAUUCCACAAACGUGGCUCUCCCACCCCCCACCUCCUUGCCUGGACUCUGCUCACCUCAGUGUGGCAUCGCCGGCGCCAGGCUGCAGCCACGGUGUCUCUGGCAUGCCAAACCAGCAGAGCUCCAGGUGGGGUCUGCUGCAGACUGGUGUCAUGCACGGAGGGGCUGUGCCUCUUGGGCACUCAGCUGAUAAAUCUGGGUACCUGCUGCUCAUCCAAGCUCCUGCACAGCCCUGCAUGGCUCCCACAGCAAGGGGAUGCUGGACCCGAUGGGACACCCAACCUGGUCCAGCGUCUGUCCUGGCUGAUGUCCACCACCACUGCCUUUUUUUAGCAGCUCUGCUCCUUUUCACUUAGCAGGCAUUGACCAUAAAGAGGCUCUUCUCUUCAGGGAGAUUUGAUUCUCUCAGAUUUGAUUUUUCAAGACACCAUGAAGUGGUUUUUUUCUUGGGAGGGCCAAGAUUGUAAUUCUUGGGUCUUUCAAACGUCCACAGAAGGUUAUUAUAUGAACUUGGAAACUCUGAGGAAAUGAUUUUCUGCUUUCCCAGCCUGCUGUGUCCACUAGCAGGGGAAAAUAAGUUGUUCAUUCAGUGCAAGGGUAUCUACUGCCUGUGCUGUUGAUGGCUUCAAAGGUUCCAUCUCUCCAGAAGGACAGCCUGGGAGUUUGUUGCACUUCAGUUGAUGAGAGACAGCAGGAAAAUGAUGAGACUUCUGUCUUCAGGAGCAGACUCGCCCAGACGACACCUCCCCGAUCGCUGCUGGGUAGGUCUGAGCUUGUUGCACUAGAGGAACCCAGCCAGUUGCAUCCACACUGGCCAGAGAGAGGCAGCUCAAGUUUGGGCUCUCCACACUCCCUGUCCCUGUGUCUAUGCAUCCCCCGGGGUGAGCAGGGGACUCCAUUCACACCCAGAGCAGCAUGAGCCAGUGUGUCCCUGCGUGACCAGCACACUUGUGUCCUGAGCAGAUGUGGCUGCCCCAUGCAAACAAGGAGAUGGGCAGAGGCAGGAGCUGCACCCACCUGUGGCCAGCUGAGCUGUGGUCGCUCCACCAGCUUCUUUGCUCUCACCCCAUCCCAGGCUGUGAGACAGGUUCCUCUACCCCUCUUGGAGAUGCCUCCUGUCUCCUUCUCAGCCCAAUCUGCCCAGCUCAAAGGUGCACAGAGCUGCUGGGCAAGGGCAAGUCCUGGCAAUGGCAACAGACUGGCAGUGCCUUGCGUUGGGAAGAGGCUAUCCCACCAGGGUUGCCCUCCCUCUCCUGCUCUCUCCAGAGCUGCUCCGGGCACACAGAGCCUGGGGGCUGAGAGGAACAGAUGGCUUUGUUUUGCAAGUGGAAUUCUUGGUGAGGAGAUUCCUCCAAGGACAAACGAGAGUAAACUCACGUCCUGUGCUCUGUGAUGGGGUUUUACAGGGGGGUGGCAGUGGCGCAAGGUUAGAGUGCAGCUGCAAACUGGAGCCACGAGCAAGCACGCAGGUCUGGGAACAUCUAUCACAUGCUGGCACCACGUUUUUAUUGAGCUGGUGGUGGGGAGAGACAUGUUUGUGCUUGAUGCCUCAUGGACUUGCACUAAGCCCAAGCUGCUGCCCCCUGACUUAUGACCGCUGAAGCCAUCGCAGCCCUCUGAUUUAUAGCUGGGGGAGCUGCAGAGAGCUCCCAGCAGUUUCUGAAAGGAGAAUUUUAUGCUCAAAACUAAAUUGUGUUCCUGCCUUCGCUGGGGACCAGUUUGCAGCUUCAGAAUUGCUCUGAUAACUUCGCAAUUGCUUUGAUAGUUGCAGAGGGGAGCAGAGUCCCUCCGCACAACAGAUGGAGACACAUUUCCAGGACCAUUCAGCUUCGCUGCAACUCCUUCUGUCGUAACAGGAGGAGCAAAAUUUCACUUCUGAAAACUCUACUCCCAACUUGGACACAAAAUUCAGCCUAGGCUCCAACUCCUCCCAGGUACAAAAUGCCUUCCACACCCACUCAGCUUCAGUGGCCUUGGGGAUUCCAGCAGCUCGCAGGAUAAGGCUUUCGUGGCAGCAGUGCUCUCACCUGUGCCAAUCUGCACUUGCCUGCAAUGCAUGGCUCUAGCAAUCCAUUUGAAACCUACCCUGGAUGGGGGGAUCUGAGCUCUAGCUUCAUCCAUAUGGCCAUGUGCAUUUAAUAGGGAAUCAGGGGAGUGGGAGAAAGCCAAUGAGACUGCUGCUUUAAAGCACUUGGUUCCAGGGGUAAACCAGACCUUAGCAGAGGUCAAGACUGGUUUGGUUCCAGCAUGGGCACAAAGGCAACCCACAAAACAGCUAAGCAUCAUAUUGCAAGAGACUCCUUCUUCCUGCUGUGCCAGUAAUGAAGUAGACUAGAAACUCUUGGCCUCCACCCCUACAGAUGUGUGGCUGUGAAUUUGGGCCAUGGGAUAAAGUAGUUUGUGAGUCAAGAGCUGAGCAGUCGCAGCUUGGUUAGCAGCAGAGCUCCUCACUUCACAGGCUGCUGCACUCCUGCCUUAGUCAUGUACCUACCUGGCCAGAUUGCAGGGAGGAAGCACCUCAAAAGCAAGAAAAAAUGAUGAGCCUUGCCCUAAGAAUCCCUCACUAUCAGGAGCCCACAGACCAAGGCUCUGCAGCUAUUCCUAUGUUGGGAAGGUGGGCAAGACCCAGGGGCUUCUCUUGUAGCCAUGGGCCAAAGCUUGCAGAAGGUGCUGGAGGGUCUGCAGAAGAGCAGGAAUGUGGCUCUGGGAUGUAUGAGUGGACUCCUGCUUGGCUUGACUGGGCUGGCUGUGAAGCCUGCUAGUGAAUAACAUCAGGCCAAGUAUCUUUAAACACUAAAAGACUAAACACUGCAAAUGUGGAGCUAAAAGAGCAGCUGCCUGGGGGCUUCUUUUUGUUGCUGUGUUUUCACGUGCUGGGUUUGGGUGGGGAACACAACCAAUCAGUUCAGUUUGGAUGGCAUAAAAACCUGGUCUAGUGGUGGGUGUGCUGUUUUUUGGGUGGGGAACACAAAUAAGCAAUCUAUCAAAUCAGUUUGGAUGGCAUAAAAACCUUUUCUAGUGGUGGGUGUCUCUGCCCACAGCUGGGGGCUUGGAACCAGAUAAUCCUGAAGGGCCCUUCCAACCCAAACCGUUCUGAGAAGUCUAGGGAAAUGUUUUGUUGCCAAGAGAAGUGCUGAAGGAGAUUUACACUUUCCCCCCCCCCCCCCCUCAAGGGCAACAAAACUGCCUUAAGACAUAUUCAACCCCAACAAAGAGACAUUAGUGCUGCUUGCUGCUUCUGAGUCUGUUUUUUUUGCUUUUGACUCUGUGUGAUCGUGGCAUGGAAUGGUGUCUUAACAAAACACACUCCUCAGCACUCAACAGGAUGUCCAGAAAGAGAAGAUGCUGGUUCCUAAUCCCCACCACCACCCACACACACACAAACCAUGCCCAGCAUGGAUGUGAUGGCUUUGAAGCCACUGAAAUUCAAGUGCCACAUUGCUGCUUUGCUAGAAUGCCACAGAGCAGGGCCAGUGGUCACCACCUCCGGGCUUAAAUCUGCCUUCAGAUGCCUUCAAAGCACCCUGGGAUCUGUAUGCUGAGAAGAGCUUAAGUUCCCCACUCCACAGCAGCCCCAGCUCCUCUGGAGUGUGAGCACCUCCCCAGGCAGCAGAUGAGCAGGGUAGGAUCAGCAGCAGCCAGGACUCGGUGCUUUGUAGAUUGCAUGUAGUUAGGAACAGGAGCUCUGCCAGCUGCCCAGGGAACGUGAUGUUCAGUGCCAAUUAAUUUCUCUAACAGGAACAGGGAUUCAUUCUCUCGACUCCCUUAGGCACCUUUGAAAAGCUCAAGCCUCAAAGGUUGGGGCUGGGUUAUUUCUUUUGCUGGUGGCCUUUUUCCUGAAGAGCAGUGGUGCCAAGAUGAGAACGGGGACCAGCCGGUGGAGGGGAGCAGCCUGGGGGCAGGCAGCUCCCCAGCUUUUCACUGCAGAGGCUUGCAAAACUCUUCAGCUGUGGGUAAAUUCUGCUCUGCUGGGUGGGACUCCAACCUCUUGCUGCUCUCUGGUCCUCCCGCUCCUUCCCCCCUGCCCUGUCCCCUCAGCACUUCCUCAUGUCACUGUGCCUUCAUUUGGUUUCUCAAUCAAUGCCACGAUUCACAGCUGCCACAUUGUCUCCACUCCCACUUUGCAUCCCAUAAGACAGGUCUGGGGGGGUGGGUGGGAGGGUGUAGCUUAUUUUGUAGCUUUUUGUGUGAUCCUAAGGUAGGUUUCUUUUGAGGAGUAAAAGGGGGUGGGGGGAGCAGGGAUGUUGUAUUUGCUCAUGCCAGUGCUUUAAGCGGUCAGAACCAUGGUUUUCCCCUACCUCUGAGCUCUCAAUGCUGCUAAAAACUUCUGCCAUUCGUACAAUGUACUCCAGCCCCCUCUCUUGGACUGACUCUGGCUCUGUCUGCAAGAAUAUCCACGUCGUUCUGAAGCAUGCACCUCUCUCUGUAUAGUUCCAAUCUUCUGAUUUUAUGGAAUACUUAUGCCUGUUUGCAUUACAGUCCCAAUAAAAAAGUGAACUCCA
Molecule: messenger RNA, 13386 nt
Organism: Pogoniulus pusillus (Red-fronted tinkerbird)
Lineage: Eukaryota; Metazoa; Chordata; Aves; Piciformes; Lybiidae
Gene: NOS1
Product: nitric oxide synthase 1
Exons: 29
Coding region: 449-4771 (1440 amino acids)
Biological process (GO): nitric oxide biosynthetic process
Molecular function (GO): calmodulin binding; NADP binding; flavin adenine dinucleotide binding
Source: RefSeq, a predicted model, not a curated record